Molecule: messenger RNA, 530 nt
Organism: Syngnathus acus (greater pipefish)
Lineage: Eukaryota; Metazoa; Chordata; Actinopteri; Syngnathiformes; Syngnathidae
Product: polycystic kidney disease protein 1-like 3
Exons: 2
Coding region: 14-373 (119 amino acids)
Biological process (GO): detection of mechanical stimulus
Cellular component (GO): membrane
Molecular function (GO): protein binding; calcium channel activity
Source: RefSeq, a predicted model, not a curated record
GUAUAUAAACAAGAUGACCAUACGCGAUCUCCAAACUCAACACGUUUGGCACUUCUUUUGUGACUGUUGGAUAAGCGGUGACCACAGAGAUGGUUUGACGGAGAAGAUAUUCAAUGCUGCAAAGAACAAUGAGGUUUCCUGCUUCAGGAAUAUUUUCCAGAGCCGAACAUCGACGGGUUUUAGGGAUGAACAUAUUUGGGUGUCCAUUGUGGAUCCGCCAUCUCGGAGCCCUUUCACUCGAGUUCAGAGGGUUUCUUGUUGUAUGAGCCUGCUCCUCUGCACCAUGGCCAUCAAUAUUGCCUUUUGGAACAUUCCAGAGGAUGAGGAUUCUCUAGUGGUCCUUUCUAUUGGUAAACCUGCUUUUGAAUCAUGAGUAUGCCUUGAUUAUGUCGAUUUUGUCAGCAUGUGAGAUAGAUAAUGAAUUACAAAAGAAUAAAACCAUCUUUAUUUGUCAUUUAUGCACACAAACAGAAAAUUUGACCUCUGCAUUUUGACCCAUCAGAACGAUCUGAAUGUGUGAAAACUCUUGA